Dichotomopilus funicola is the source of this 1662-nucleotide messenger RNA. RefSeq lists its product as uncharacterized. The coding region runs from base 1 to 1662 and encodes 553 amino acids. Gene Ontology annotation, biological process: L-histidine biosynthetic process. The transcript has 2 exons. The record is from RefSeq and is a predicted model, not a curated record. Gene Ontology annotation, molecular function: imidazoleglycerol-phosphate synthase activity; oxo-acid-lyase activity. Lineage: Eukaryota; Fungi; Ascomycota; Sordariomycetes; Sordariales; Chaetomiaceae.
AUGCCCAAGGUCUACCUUCUUGACUACGUCGCCGGUAACGUGCGCAGCCUCGUCAAUGCGAUCGAGAAGGUCGGCUACGAGGUUGACUGGAUCCGGUCACCGGAGGAUGUCGCAAGGGCAGAUAGCCUCAUUCUCCCCGGCGUAGGCCACUUCGGACACUGCCUUUCCCAGCUUUCCGCCGCCGGCUACGUCCCCGCCCUUCGCGCCCACAUCGACGCUGGGAAACCAUUCAUGGGCAUCUGCGUCGGCUUGCAGGCCCUCUUCUCGAACUCCUCUGAAGACCCGAACUACCCCGGCCUAGGUGUCCUUCCGGGCGCCCUCGACCGAUUUGACGACUCCGUGAAAGCGGUCCCUCACAUCGGCUGGAACAAUGCGUCCUGUGCCACAGACCAGACCCUCUACGGCCUCCGCCCCGAUUCAAAAUACUACUACGUCCACUCGUACAAGUACCCGUACAAGAAGGGUGAACUGGAAGGGCUCGGCUGGGCUGUUGCUACAGGCACAUAUGGCAACGAGACGUUUAUUGGCGCUGUGGCCAAGGGCAAUGUGCUCGCGACGCAGUUCCAUCCGGAAAAGAGCGGCGUGGCAGGGCUCAGGGUUUUGCGCUCGUUCUUGGACGGGUCGGGAGCCAAAGCGCUGGCGGAAACCCAGCGUCUGGGAGCUUCAAAUGGGAAAAUCGACCAACUGAUUGCGCAGGAGGGGCUCACAAGGCGUGUUAUUGCGUGUCUCGACGUGCGGACCAACGACCAAGGAGAUCUUGUCGUGACAAAGGGGGACCAGUACGAUGUUCGCGAGAAGUCGGACGACCGUUCCGUACGGAACCUAGGCAAGCCAGUGGAGAUGGCAAAGAAGUACUACGAGCAAGGCGCUGAUGAAGUCACCUUCCUCAACAUCACGUCCUUCCGUGAUUGCCCCGUGGCCGACCUACCGAUGCUUGAGAUCUUGCGGAGGACAUCAGAAACGGUGUUUGUGCCUCUGACAAUAGGCGGUGGGAUCCGGGACACGGUCGAUGUGGAUGGGACAAAGGUUUCUGCGCUGGAAAUCGCAACCAUGUACUUCAAGAGCGGCGCCGACAAAGUGUCCGUUGGCAGUGACGCGGUCAUUGCCGCCGAGGAGUACUACCGCGCCGGUAAGACCCUGUACGGCAACACCGCCAUCGAGCAGAUUAGCAAAGCCUACGGGAACCAAGCCGUCGUGGUCAGCGUCGACCCUAAGCGGGUAUACGUCCCCAAGCAAGACGCCACUCGCCACGCUACCGUCAAGACUGCCACCCCGGGUCCCAACGGCGAGGAGUAUUGCUGGUACGCCUGCACAAUCAAGGGCGGUCGCGAGACGCGUGACCUGGAUGUCGUCGAGUUGACCCAGGCCGUGGAGGCCAUGGGUGCCGGCGAGAUCUUGCUCAACUGUAUCGACAAGGACGGUACCAACAGCGGGUUUGACCUGGAGUUGAUCUCGCAGGUUAAGAAGGCUAUCAAGAUACCAGUGAUUGCCAGCAGCGGGGCGGGCAACCCGGGUCACUUUAUGGAGGUGUUCCAGGAGACCACGACGGAUGCGGCCUUGGGGGCGGGUAUGUUCCACAGGGGGGAGUACACGGUACAGCAGGUGAAAGAUUAUCUAGCGGAAAAGGGGUUGACGGUGAGGAAGUUUGAGGGGAAUCUGUGA